AUGGCGGCGGCCGCGCCGAGGGACCCGCCUCAGGGCUGUGUGACCUUUGAGGACGUGGCCAUUUACUUCUCGCAGGAGGAGUGGGGGCUCCUUGAUGAGGCUCAGAGAUGCCUGUACCACAAGGUGAUGCUGGAGAACUUUUUACUUACAGCCUCAAUGGUUUGUUUGCAUGGAACAGAGAAGAAAGAGACACCUUCUGAGCAAAAUGUUUCCCUAGAAGCUUUGUCACAGGUCAGGACUCCAAAGGUAGGUCCAAUCAGCCAGAAGGCUCACCCCUGUGAGAAAUGUGUCCCAAUCCUGCAAGACAUUUUGCACUUGGCUUACCUACCUGGGCAGAAACCAUACUUGACUGGGGCAUGUGCAAACCUACGACAGCUUCAGAAGCAUUUCAGUGCAAAGAAAAGUGACAUGGAUAGGGCAUCAUUUGUAAAGAGUUGCAUAUUCCAUGUGUCAGGGCAUCCCUUCACUUGUAGGAAGGUUGGAAAGGACUUCCCAGCCACUUUGGGUCUUCUCCAGCACCAGAUCACUCCCACUGGUGAGAAACCCAACAAAAUCACCAAGUGUGGGGAGGCCUUUCAUGGUAGGAAAAGUCAUUACAAAGUCCACACUGGAGAAAGGCCUUACGAGUGCAGUGAAUGUGGAAAAUCUUUUAGGCAAAGAGCCACCCUCAUUAUACACCAGAGAGUUCACACUGGAGAAAGGCCUUAUAAAUGUGGCGAGUGUGGAAAAUCCUUUAGUCAACAAAGCUACAGCCUCGUUGAACACCAGCGAAUUCAUAGUAGAACAAGGCCCUUUGAGUGUGGCCAGUGUGGGAAGUCCUUUAGCAGAAGAGCCAUCUUCACUAAACACCAGAGAAUUCACACUGGAGAAAGGCCUUAUAAAUGUGGCGAGUGUGGGAAAUCCUUUAGUAGAAGCACCAGCCUUAUUCAGCACUGCAGUAUUCACACUGGGGCAAGGCCUUAUGAGUGUGGGCAGUGUGGGAAAUCCUUCAGGCAAAAGUCUGUCCUUAUUCAACACCAGGUAGUUCACACUGGACAACGGCCUUAUGAAUGUGGCGAAUGUGGGAAAUCCUUUAGCCAGCGCUCCAGCCUCAAUCUCCACCGAAAAUUUCACACCAGGGAGAGGCCCCAUGAACGCAGGAAGUAUGGGAAAUCCUUUACUCCAAACAGCUAA
Molecule: messenger RNA, 1173 nt
Organism: Mesoplodon densirostris (Blainville's beaked whale)
Lineage: Eukaryota; Metazoa; Chordata; Mammalia; Artiodactyla; Ziphiidae
Product: zinc finger protein interacting with ribonucleoprotein K-like
Exons: 5
Coding region: 1-1173 (390 amino acids)
Biological process (GO): regulation of DNA-templated transcription
Source: RefSeq, a predicted model, not a curated record